ACGAGCCGCCACGCCGUACUGGUUGGCUCACCAAGGGCUCGAAAGUAGGGGAAAUUUAGCGGAGGGGAUAAACGGUCGUCGUCUUGUGCUCCCCCCAACGUCCUCAUUGCCAUCUAGAGUCCAGAACCCCAAUCCAAAUAUCCCCGCGCUCAGUCGCGCCGAAGUCGCCGAAUCGGGUGGUUUUAUGUCGGUCUCCACAUUGUAUUGCAAGCACGUGUACUUUAUUUUAUCGUUAUAUCCAAACAGUAUUCGUCGCCGUUGCAGCGGAUCGAGAGCGUUUUGUUUUAAUCACCUAUUUUAUGCUAGUGCAAAUAAAAACGCACCCGUGUUGAUUAAUUAUGUCGAUAUCCUAGUGCAUCGUUUUCACUCAUUGAUGAUUUUCAAUCAGUGGUCUAGACUCAUUCACAUUUAACAAAACAGUGCAAAAAUCACUUGGUAUCCACAGUGCAGUUGUUAAAUUCGAUUUCCAAAGACUGUUAGCUUAGCAUUGAGAUUGAGAAUAACCAUAAUAAUGAGGUAAAACGUUUGUCAGAUCGUGAUUCAAGAGACCCUUCUCACUGUCGAACGAUGUGAAAAAGCGAAAGCAGUAUCGCAGAUCGUUUCAUUUAUUUCAUUUGACUUUUAACUGGUUUUGACGACAGGCACUAAGUAGAGUUUGGUGCGUGGAACGCUUUGUAUAAUUACAAGCCUCGGGUGAUUAUCGUUAAUUUUAUCGAUCGGUUAUCUGCGAGUGGUGAUAAUAAUCUAAUGAAAGCAGAUGACGAAUGACUGUCAAUCUGUAUCAAUAUCUGGAAUAAUUCGAAUAAACGAGUGACUUGAAAGUGGUUAAACGGCAAUAUGUCGUUUAAAAAUGUUAUCUCGUUUUCGUUCUUGUCUAUAUUAUUGGUGUUGAUGAACUUUUCGGUGCCAAUUUACUCUACUCAUGGUGUAUGCGAACCAAUAAGGAUUGAAAUGUGCCGUGGUGUUGGUUAUAACGUAACGGCGAUGCCAAAUUUAGUUGGAAAUGAAAUUCAAAGGGAGGCUGAUUUUACCCUGCAAACUUUCAGCCCUUUGAUUCAAUACGGAUGCAGCGCACAGCUUCAUUUGUUCCUGUGUUCAGUGUACGCCCCGAUGUGUACCGAAAAGGUACCUUCGCCGAUCGGUCCUUGCAGGGGUCUUUGCGAGCAAGUUAGAGCCAGAUGUUACCCAGUUCUAUUGGGCUUUGGUUUCCCAUGGCCAGCCGCUUUGAAUUGCUCGAAAUUCCCACCCGAAAACAAUCACCAACACAUGUGUAUGGAAGGACCUGGCGAACCCGGACCCGCCAAUCCAGUCCAGGCGAUCGGCGACGGGAACGGUCCCUUGGGAUGUUCCUGGUAUGCGAAAUCAGGUCUCUACGUAUUUCUGAAUCGUUCCGGUCGUUGUGCCGCAACUUGUGACGCGGAUGUGUUAUGGUCUCAAAAGGAUAAGAGAUUAACAGAGGGUUGGAUAGCGGCAUCGGCCACCGUCUGUCUCAUAUCAGUGGCAGCGGCGAUCCUGGCUCUCCUGAAACCGUACAAAAAUCAACACCCUCGGGGCGUCGCGGACUCCGUAGAAAGAGCAAUAGCGUGUCUCGCCCUAUGUCACGCGGCGGUGGCAGUUGGUCAUGUGAUACGUUUGGCAGCCGGGAAAUUUGCGGUCGCUUGCACACCAGCGAUGUCUCUUCACCCUCCAGAACUAGUGGUAAUAGCGCAACAACAGCAUCAGUACCUCACUCAGGACGGACUCUCUAACCCCUACUGCGCUCUUGUAUUCCUCCUCAGAUAUUACUUCGGAAACGCCGCCAGUGUAUGGUGGGUAGUCGUCUGCGCAUGGUGGUGUAUUUCGACAAGAAGAUGGACUAAAUCGAAGUCCUUGGGAUUGGCUGGAGGCAAUUCAACCUCUAGGGAAUUACAAGAUCAAGGUUUUGGAUUACAACAAGGAUGUUCGACACUCGGUACAGUAGCUUCCUGGGGAUUACCUGCCGUUCACACUAUUGCCGUACUUGUAACGAGGGACGUCGACGCGGACGAGCUAACUGGAAGUUGUUUCGUCGGUCAGCAAAGCACGAGAUCACUCUUGGUCCUUGUAUUAGCACCUCAGUUCGUCUACAUAUUUUUCGGGCUGUCUUUUCUGUUGACCGGAAUGAUGACUCUGCUUUUACCUCGACCAUCGGUGACCCCCUCACCAGUCUUGAACCCUUUGACCCCUGCUAGCACCCUGGGUAGCAGACAACAGCGCAGUAACAAUUUUCUUGCUAAAAUUCCUCCAGUCAUUGACUCUCAACAAAAACAAAAAUCAGCUUUAGUGCGAAUGGGAAUAUUUGCCUGCGUUUACGCUGCAGUAAUUAUAACUGCUGCUGGAAUCAGUUUUUACGAAUGGUGGAACAGAGAUUCUUGGCUUAGGGCACCAGAGCCAUCGACGUCACCUAAAGCACCAUCAAAGCCGUUGCUCCAACUUUUUCUUAUACGAUCGGUCGCAACUUUGGUAGCUGGGGUAAUGGCAGCGGCAUGGAUUUGGUGGCCUAAUGUCGUAUAUAUUUGGCGACGUUUACCACCCUGCAAGCAGCCACCUCAUAAAUGUCACCCUCACACCGGACUUCAAGUUCCUGUUGUCAGAUGCUACAGCGCAGGAUCUACGACCACCAACUCACACCAAAUUCAUCACCUCAAUCACCUAGCGCCGCAACAUCCCCUACUCAGGACUACCACUCCUAAUGUUAGUAAUGGACAAAUUAUUCAAGGUCCUUACAGAAGCCAUAAAAAACAUAGAAAACAUAGGAAACAUCACAGUGGUAGCGAAACUCAAGUCUAACAUUAAGAAAAGUUGGUGACCUCGUAUAGUAGCAGUUCUUCUAGAUUUUAACGUUACCAAGGCACCCCUUGUAGGAAAGAUAGAGAGCCUUUCUUCAGAUGACAUUUUUUUCUGGUUUUGUUUUUUUGGUUAUACUUCAGAGCGAAAAUGCUAUACGUUGAUGAUUUGGAAAGAGUUAAUUUUCUUGAUCAUAAAAUGACAAAAGACUGAUAAUUUAAAACAAAUAAGGGUUACAAGAGAUCCUCCAACAGCUGCCACCCGAGUCUAGACGAAAUGUGAGGGGUGAUAAACUAGACGGUAGAAAAGGGAGAUUUAAAACGUAAAAAACAUCCUGAAUAAAAUAAUCUAACUUAAAAACAAGCUUGCUUACCUGUCGCUCAAAAUUUCUGACGUGCGUGUAAACAUUGAAAGCAAAGCGUUCAUCGCUGGAGUUGAAUGUCAUGUUAUCUUUAUGGGGUGACAUGGAGGAAACGUUAGAGUCAUAUGUAUACGAUAAUAAACACAAUCGAUUAGAUAAAUAUAUUUUUAUGCAUCCCAUUCUCAUUGCAAGAACAGAAAAACCAGAUGAUCAUUUACCAUUAAAUUUCGGGUUAAUUUUUUUUCUCUCCCUAGCUCAGUGGAUUUUUCUGUCAAUUUGUACUUUUCUGCACUAACCAUUUAUGUAAAGAACUAAAAUGGAAAGGAGUUAAAAACCGAAAUCAUCAUUAAGGCAGCUCUAAAAUAUUUCUGUUACUACUGGUGCAGCUAGUGCUGUUACUACCACUACUAUUAUUAUUAUUUUUAUUAUUAUCAUCUUGAUCAUUAAUAUUAUCGUUUCCAUCAUCAUAAUUUUUCUGAUUUCAUAUGUACAAAUAAAUAAAUACAUAAUGAACAUAAGAAGAAAUUGAAAGCUCGGAAUGAACAAAAUGCCGCCUGAUAAAUGCCUACACAAUACAAAGUUAUUAUAUUGUGAUAAACAGAAAAACAAAAUUUUUCUUAUUGUUCCUUAAGAUAAAAAUGUAAAUAAUAAUAAUAAUAAUAAUAUCAAAACUAAGGUUCUUUGAUAUUAGGUUUUAUGAUGUAAUCUUCUAUUUUAUUUUAAUUUCUUUUUAGCUUGCAAUUGAAAUGACUAAAAUAAUGUAGUGAAACUCAACUUUUGACGUACUACAAUUACAUUCAUGUAUUUGUUAAUUAUGUAUGAAAAUAGAUUUUUAGUAAUAAUACAUAGCUGUAGCAUACAUAUAAAAUAAUAUGUAAAACUUAAGAGAAAAAAACUACGAAGACUUUUAUAUGUUAUAAAUAAUAAUAAAAUUCAUGUUCUAUAGUUACAUGCCGCAGAUAAAACGACCAUGAUACAUUUUUAGAUCGGUUAGGAGGAUGUUGUUUGGAUUUGUGAUGUGUUUUCUCUGUCUCAUCUUCUUCUCGAUCUUCUUCAAUUUUAACAUUCCAAUAAAUCGAUCAAUUCAGUCAUUAGAUUCGAAUUUUUGAGCUCGAUAAGGCCUACAAAUAUACCGAAAAAUAAUAGAUCGUUUCUUCAUCCCGACAAAAGUUAAAAAUAUACAAAGGUAUACAUUUUUUUUCGUAAUAUUUCGAUGUAUUCAUAUAUAUUUUGAUCUGAGAAACACCGAUCCAUCGAUUGAACUAUCGAUGGGCUACGACUAACGCCAAUCCAAAUGUCUUCAUUUUUCUGCUCCAAAAACCGAAAAACCCGCGAUAAAUCGAUCAUUUCGACAGAUAGAUCAAUUAAGUCAGUAGAUUCGGAUUCCUGAGCUCAUAAUACGUAUGAACAUUAAACGAAAAAGUAUCUCGAUUCUUGGCUCCAAUCACAAACUAUAGCCACAGCAUUUUUAUAAUCAAAAAUUAGAUAUUUGUCUAAACAUUUCAGCGCAUUUUGACCUCAACAAUUGAUAGUAGCGCGCGCAAUGCUAGUCCAAAUUCAAAUUAGGUAACAAUAGCGUCCCGCCGACUGAUCACGUGCCGAAAAAAGUGAGUGAAUUAAAAUGGCGCCCUAGAACUUUUUGUCGAAUCUAUAAGCCUCCGUUUGAAGUUUAUUGUUAGAAGUGUACUAAACGUUGUGAAAUUGUUGAUAAAAUCGAGUAAACUCAGUGUUGAAAAAUACGUGAACGAUAACAUUGUGUAGCGAAGCAUGGCACGGUAUACAUUCAAAUGGGAACCAUCAGAUUUGAAACGAUGCGUAACAUACUAUGCCUUCUGAUGAAAGAUGUAACAUAUCAGUGACUGUGCGGCAAAUCAGCCUUUUCAAUGAGUUGGAACUCUAACAACAUUGUAAAGUAAUUAUUUCAAUUCAAGAUUAAAUCUCAAGCAUUAAAAGCAAGUUUUCUAAGUUAUCACAAUCUCUUGUUAUCGUAUAUUGUGUACCAAGGGCGUAAAAUGGGCUUUUUCAAACCCAGUGUGAAGUUUGCAGUACGAAUUUGCAGUAUGUAGCAACAAACCUACUACAUUGAUAUACGAACUAAAGUUUCGGUUGUUUGAUAGACUCUAUAUUACAUAUGCAGAUCGGUGAUAGAGAUGGUUAACUUGAUAUUGAGUGAUUUGUCAUGCUACUGCGAGAGAGCGGCCUACCACCCAGUUUUUUCUCACCAGUGUUGGUGUGCACAUGCUAUCAUUUUAUUACUAAUCUCCGGUCAAUGAUUUUAUAGUCUAAGACAUUACAAUCUAUUUUACGCGGUCGAAUUUGGACAACUGUAACAUAUUUUGUAAUAAUUAUUCAUGAUUUUUGUGAAAAUUUUUAACAAUUUUUUAGCGGACGACAAAGAUUGAAAAUCUUCCGCUAUUGUGAGCAGCGGGCGUUUUUCAGUUCUUAUCGCCCGCCGGUCUAUGAACGGUCAGGUAAAAAGAACGCGAAAAUCGUGCUAGUAAUAAAAAAAAAUAUUUUUAUUUGUUCGUUUUUUCUACGGUGGUUAUUUAUUGAUCUACAUUUAUAUUGGGCAAGACCAGGACUUUUGAAAUAAAGCCAAGUCCGGACUAAUCUUGUCUAAUGCCUGAGUACAAAAUUAAAGUAAUUAUAUAAUGAUAAUGUACAAUGAGUUAUAAACAGUUUGAAAAAUUUUACUUUUUCCAAUGCGAAUAAAAUUCAGAUAGCCAAUA
This is a messenger RNA of Athalia rosae (coleseed sawfly), 5895 nucleotides long. RefSeq names its product frizzled-4. Gene Ontology annotation, cellular component: plasma membrane. Gene Ontology annotation, biological process: canonical Wnt signaling pathway; non-canonical Wnt signaling pathway. The transcript is spliced from 7 exons. NCBI's taxonomy places the organism in Eukaryota, Metazoa, Arthropoda, Insecta, Hymenoptera, Athaliidae. Gene Ontology annotation, molecular function: Wnt-protein binding; Wnt receptor activity. The record is from RefSeq and is a predicted model, not a curated record. Bases 838 to 2808 code for a protein of 656 amino acids.